Messenger RNA from Galeopterus variegatus (Sunda flying lemur), 1251 nucleotides. RefSeq names its product zinc finger protein OZF-like. The record is from RefSeq and is a predicted model, not a curated record. Lineage: Eukaryota; Metazoa; Chordata; Mammalia; Dermoptera; Cynocephalidae. Gene Ontology annotation, biological process: negative regulation of transcription by RNA polymerase II. Gene Ontology annotation, molecular function: DNA-binding transcription repressor activity, RNA polymerase II-specific.
AUGAGGCAUGGAGAAUUUAAUGUACGUCAGAACACAAUUCUUCCUAGAGAGCCUGAUGAGAUGCAUGAUGGAAAGAAAAUUGAUGACCAUAAUGUAACUGGAAAAUCACACAGACAUCAUGAGCAUCUUAGCUGGCAUCCCAAGAUUCAUAGUCAGCAGGAGGCUUUUGAAUAUAGUGGACAAGCAAAAGCCUUCAACACAGAGACAAUAUUAUUUACACAUAAGAAGUUUCAUAUGGGAGAGAUCACUUGUAAAUAUACUGAAUAUGGGAAUGCCUUUGAUAAGUCAGCUGUUAUUGCUCAAGACAUAACUCAGAAAGUACACAUAACAGAGACACAGUAUAAAUGCAGUGAAUAUGACAAAUCUUUCUUGAAGAAAUUAUCCCUUGCAGUCCAUAAGAGAACACAUACAGGAGAGAAACUAUAUGCAUGUAAUGAAUGUAGAGAAACUUUUAAGCAGAAGUCACUACUCAGGAGGCAUCAGAGAAUUCACAGAGGUGAGAAACCUUAUGAAUGUAAAGAAUGUAAGAAAUCUUUUUACCAUAACUCUUCCCUCAGAAAACAUAUGAGAUUUCACACAGAGGAAAGACCCUAUCAAUGUAAAGAGUGUGGAAAAGACUUUCACCAGAAGGCAAACCUCUGCACACAUCAGAAAAUUCACACAGGGGAGAAGCCCUAUGCAUGUAAUGAAUUUGGAAAAACCUUUCAUUUGAAGUCAAACUGCAACAAACAUCUGAGGAUUCACACAGGUGAGAAACCAUAUGAAUGCAAUGAAUGUAGGAGAUCUUUCUGUGAUCAGUCUUCAUGGCACAAGAGAAUUCACACAGGAGUAAAACCCUAUGAAUGUAAUGAAUGUGGGAAAACCUUUCACCUGAAGUCACACUUCAGUAGCCAUCAGAAAAUGCACACAGGUGAGAAACCAUAUGAAUGUAACAAAUGUAGGAAAUUUUUCUGUCAUACCUCAAGCCUCAAUAGACAUAAGAGAAUUCACACCAGGGAAAGACCCUAUGAAUGUAAUGAGUGUGGAAAAACCUUUCACGUGAAGUCACACUUCAGCAGCCAUCAGAAAAUGCACACAGAUGAGAAUCCACAUGAAUGUAAAGAAUGUAAGACUUUCUGCAUUAAAUCCAUCAUCCAUAUUCAUCAGAGAACUCACACAGGUGAGAAACCAUAUGAAUGUAAACAGUGUAGGAAAUCUUUUAGCCAGAAGUCAAACCUCAGUAGACAUGAAAGAAUUCACUUGAAUUCUUGA